Sporothrix brasiliensis 5110 is the source of this 6102-nucleotide messenger RNA. RefSeq lists its product as uncharacterized. Gene Ontology annotation, molecular function: nucleic acid binding; ATP hydrolysis activity; ATP binding. The coding region runs from base 1 to 6102 and encodes 2033 amino acids. Lineage: Eukaryota; Fungi; Ascomycota; Sordariomycetes; Ophiostomatales; Ophiostomataceae. The record is from RefSeq and is a predicted model, not a curated record. The transcript has a single exon.
AUGGCGUCAAUAUCACCAAGCUCUGCCGAGGAGCAGUGGAUACAGCAGCUGGCGGCCAUGAAGGACGCCGUGGCAGCUCUCAAGCUCCCUCCCACAUCAGACGUCAGCGAACUGGACGACCAGUACGACGACUUGGACGACACAGACGACAGCGACGGCUACUACAGCUCGGCCAGUGGUGGUGCUGGCCAGGAUAUUUGGGACUUUAUCUCGGACGACGAGCUCGAGGAGCUUGGUCUGGCACCGAGUGACGUCGGCGGUUUAGGCCGUGGCGGCAGCAGCACAGCCGGCGGUGCGAAGUCUUUUCCUUCGUCCUCCUCCUCCUCCUCCUACACACCCGCCUGGCUCUCUACAAAAUGCCUGGCCAUGGCCUCGCGAAGCAGCCAAGCGGCCGCACCGAUACCACCCGACGUGCUGCAGGAACAGAUCAUGGACGUGCUGCAGUCGUCCCGGCCAGAAGAGGAGCUGCAGUCGCAGCUGACGGACCUGGUGGGCUUUGAUGACCUGGACUUUGUCAUUGAGCUACUCGCCCACCGCGACGAAAUCGUGGCGGCAGCCGUGGCAGAAGACGCAGCACCACCACCGGAAAGUCACAACGGGCCGUCGGUCGGCGGCUCGCGGCUCUUGACCAAGGCGCAGCGCGAGGAGCAGCUGCGCCAGAAAGAUUUCGAGCACAAGACGGCCGUCCUCAGCGCCGCAUCGGCCAAAGAGGCCGAGUACCCACACGUCUACAAGGCCUACCACGCCGGCAACAGCCUGAGCGUGACGGGCAAGCGCUAUGCACUGCCUGCGGGCAGCACGGUGCGUGAGAAGGAAAAGUAUACCGAGUACUACAUCCCCGCCGGCAGCAAAGGCACGCUGGGUCCUGGGCAGAGCCUGGUCAAGAUCAGCGACCUCGACGGGCUGUGUCGGGGCACGUUCAAGGGCUACACGACCCUGAACCGCAUGCAGAGCCUGGUGUACCCGGUGGCGUACAAAACGAGCGAGAACAUGCUGAUCUGCGCGCCCACGGGUGCCGGCAAAACAGACGCAGCCAUGCUCACGAUCCUGCACACCGUCGGGCAAUACGCGCUGCCCAGUCCCGUGGACGACGCUGCUGUGGACGAUUUUGCGGUGGACGGCGAGGACUUCAAGAUCGUCUACGUCGCACCCAUGAAGGCGCUGGCCGCCGAGAUUACCGAGAAGCUGGGCAAGCGGCUGGCGUGGCUCGGCAUCCAGGUCCGCGAGUACACGGGCGACAUGCAGCUGACCAAGGCCGAGAUCGUGCGCACGCAGAUCAUCGUGACGACCCCUGAGAAGUGGGACGUCGUCACACGCCGCGGCGUCGGCGACACGGAGCUCGUGCAGAAGGUGCGCCUGCUGAUCAUCGACGAAGUGCACAUGCUGCACGACGAGCGCGGUGCCGUCCUCGAGUCGCUGGUGGCGCGGACAGAGCGCCAGGUCGAGAGCACGCAGUCGCUGAUCCGCGUUGUCGGCCUCAGCGCCACGCUGCCCAACUACAUUGACGUCGCCGACUUUCUCAAGGUCAACCGCUACGCGGGUCUCUUCUAUUUCGACGCCUCGUUUCGUCCCGUGCCCCUGCAGCAGCACUUUAUCGGCGUCAAAGGCAAGGCGGGCAGCAAGGAAGGCAAGGAGAACCUCGACACUGUCGCCUUUGAAAAGGCACGGGACAUGCUCGAGCAGGGCCACCAGAUCAUGGUCUUUGUGCACUCGCGGCGCGACACCAUGGCCACCGCCAAGAUGCUGCACGAAAAGGCCACAGACGAGAUGUGCCUCGACCUGUUCGACCCCAGCACCCAUCCGCGCUACGAGGCCGCCGUGGCGUCCAUGAAGACGUCCAAGGCCCGCGAGAUCCGCGACCUGCUGCCCAAGGGCCUGGGCAUCCACCACGCCGGCAUGGCCCGGUCCGACCGCAACCUCAUGGAGCGCCUGUUCGGCGAGGGCGUGCUCAAGGUCCUGUGCUGUACGGCGACCCUCGCGUGGGGCGUCAACUUGCCCGCGGCCGCCGUCAUCAUCAAGGGCACGCAGGUGUACAGCGCCCAGGACGGCAAGUUUGUCGACCUCGGCAUCCUCGACGUGCUCCAGAUCUUUGGCCGUGCCGGCCGUCCGCAGUUUGAGGACACGGGCAUCGGCAUGAUCUGCACCUCCCACAACAAGCUGACGCACUACCUGACGGCCGUGACUGAGCAGCUGCCCAUCGAGUCGCGCUUCUCGGCCAAGCUCGUCGACAACCUGAAUGCCGAGAUCGCACUCGGCACCGUCACCUCCAUCCCCGAGGCCGUGCAGUGGAUCGGCUACUCGUACCUCUUUGUGCGCAUGCGCCGCAACCCCAUGGCCUACGGCAUCGACUGGGCCGAGUUCGCGCAGGAUCCCAUGCUCGUGCAGCGCCGUCGCCAGCUGGCUGUCCAGGCGGCGCGCACGCUGCAGCAGAGCCAGAUGAUUAUUUACAACGAGGCGACCGAAGAGCUGCGCAGCAAGGACGUUGGGCGCAUUGCCAGCCAGUUUUACAUCUUGCACUCGAGCAUCCAGAUUUUCAACACCAUGAUGCGCCAGCACGCCACCGAGGCCGACGUGCUGCAGAUGAUCGCCAAGAGCAGCGAGUUUGACAACAUCUCGUCGCGCGACAGCGAGAACAAGGAGCUGGCCAAGCUCAAGGACACGGGCACGGUCUGCGACGUGGGCGGCACCAUUGACUCCCCCCAGGCCAAGACCAACAUCCUCCUGCAGUCGUACAUCUCCAAAGUCCAGCCGGACGACUUUGCCCUGGGCAACGACCUCAACUACGUCGCCCAGCAGUCCGCACGCAUCUGCCGGGCGCUCUUUAUGAUUGCGCUCAACCGCCGCUGGGGGCACCAGUGCCUUGUGCUGUUGUCUCUCUCGAAAUCGAUUGAGCGCCGCGUGUGGCCCUUUGAGCACCCGCUGAGCCAGUUCGAGCUGCCCCGGCCGGUCCUCGCCCAGUUGGACGAGAAGGGCACGGUGGCGUCCAUCGAGUCGCUGCGCGACAUGGAGCCCGGCGAAAUUGGCAGCCUGGUGCGCAACCACGGCGCCGGCAACAAGAUCUCGCGCAUCCUCAGCAGCUUUCCGACGCUGACCGUCGAGGCCGAGAUUGCGCCCCUCAACCGCGACGUCCUGCGCAUCAAGCUCUACCUGUACCCAGAUUUCCGCUGGAACGACCAGACCCACGGCACGUCCGAGUCGUACUACAUCUGGGUCGAGAACUCGGAGACCUCGGAGAUCUACCACCACGAGUACUUUGUGCUGAGCCGCCGCAAGCUGCACGAUGACCACGAGAUGAACUUUACCAUCCCGCUGUCCGACCCGCUGCCCGACCAGAUCUACGUGCGAGCCGUGUCCGACCGCUGGCUGGGCGCCGAGACUGUCACGCCCGUCUCGUUCCAGCACCUGAUUCGUCCGGACACGGAAAGCGUGUACACGGACCUGCUGGACCUGCAGCCGCUGCCCAUCUCUGCGCUCAAGAACCCGGUGCUGGAGGACAUUUAUGCGCAGCGCUUCCAGUACUUCAACCCCAUGCAGACGCAAAUCUUUCACACGCUGUACCACACGCCCGCCAACGUGCUUCUGGGCUCGCCGACGGGAAGCGGCAAGACCGUGGCGGCCGAGCUGGCCAUGUGGUGGGCCUUCCGCGAGCGGCCCGGCUCCAAGGUCGUGUACAUUGCGCCCAUGAAGGCGCUGGUGCGCGAGCGCAUCAAGGACUGGGGCGGGCGCCUGGCCGGCCCUGCCGGCCUUAAGCUGGUCGAGCUGACGGGUGACAACACGCCGGACACGCGCACGAUUCAGGACGCCGACAUUAUCAUCACGACGCCCGAGAAGUGGGACGGCAUCUCGCGCAGCUGGCAGACGCGUAACUACGUGCGGAAAGUCAGCCUUGUGAUUAUCGACGAGAUUCACCUGCUGGCCGGCGACCGCGGCCCGAUUCUCGAGAUCAUCGUGUCGCGCAUGAACUACAUUGCGGCCUCGACCAAGGUGCCUGUGCGGCUGCUGGGCAUGUCGACGGCCUGCGCCAACGCAACCGACCUGGCCAACUGGCUGGGCGUCAAACAGAGCCAGGGUGCGCUCUUCAACUUCCGCCACUCGGUGCGGCCCGUCCCGCUCGAGCUCUACAUUGACGGGUUUCCCGACAUGCGCGGGUUUUGCCCGCUGAUGCAGGCGAUGAACCGCCCGUCGUUCCUGGCCAUCAAGAACCACAGCCCGGACAAGCCGGUGAUUGUCUUCGUUCCGUCGCGCCGACAGACCCGCCUGACAGCCAAGGACCUCGUCAACUUCUGCGGCAUGGAAGACAACCCGCGCCGCUUCCUGCACAUGGCGGAGGACGACCUGCAGGCGAAUCUGGCGCGCGUCAAAGACGACGCGCUGCGCGAGGCCAUCAGCUUUGGCAUCGGCCUGCACCACGCCGGCCUCGUCGAGUCGGACCGGCAGCUCUCGGAGGAGCUGUUCUUGCACAACAAGAUCCAGAUUCUCGUGGCGACGAGCACGCUGGCGUGGGGCGUCAACCUGCCGGCGCACCUGGUGAUUGUCAAGGGCACGCAGUUCUUUGACGCCAAGAUCGAGGGCUACAAGGACAUGGACCUGACGGACGUGCUGCAGAUGCUGGGUCGUGCGGGCCGGCCGCAGUUUGACAACUCGGGCGUGGCGCGCAUCUUUACGCAGGACGCCAAGAAGGACUUUUACAAGCACUUUCUGCACACGGGCUUCCCCGUCGAGUCGUCGCUGCACACGGUGCUGGACAACCACUUGUGCGCCGAGGUGUCGGCCGAGACGAUUGUCAGCAAACAGGACGCGCUCGACUACCUGACGUGGACCUUCUUCUUCCGGCGGCUGCACAAGAACCCGUCGUACUACGGACUGGACAUUCUGCCCGAGGAGCAGCAGGACAACGGCGGCAUGACGGCACAGCACUUGGCCAACGAGUUCAUGGUGGACAUGGUGGACAAGGCCCUGAACGACCUGGCCACGUCCAAGUGCGUCGAGGUGUACCCCAACGGGGACGUGGACCCGACGCCGCUCGGCAAGAUUAUGAGCUACUACUAUCUCUCGCACAAGACGAUCCGGCACCUGGUGCGGCACGCCAAGGCGCGCGCCUCGUUCCUGGACGUGCUCUCGUGGAUGUGCCACGCGACGGAGUACGACGAGCUGCCCGUGCGGCACAACGAGGACCUGGUGAAUGCGGAGCUGUCGGCCAACCUGACGUUCCCCGGCACGUCGUUUGGGCUGCCCAUGUGGGAUCCGCACGUCAAGUCGUUCUUGUUGCUGCAGGCGCACAUGUCGCGCAUCACGCUGCCGAUCACGGAUUACGUGGGCGACCAGACGAGCGUGCUGGACCAGGCGAUCCGCAUCAUGCAGGCGUCGAUUGACGUGCUGGCCGAGCUCAACCACCUGUCGAGCUGUCUCGAGAUGAUUACGCUGCUGCAGUGUGUCAAAUCGGCCGUCUGGCCCACAGACCCGCCGGUCGCGAUCCUGCCGGGCGUUGACGGCGACGCGGCCGAGGCGUACGGCAAAUCCAAGGGUGCGUCCGCGCGCUUGCAGGCCGUCAGUGCCAUGACGGAGGCGCAGAAGAGGCAGCUCAGCAAGUCGCUGCAGGUGCCCGCGAGCCGUGUGAACCAGUUCAACCGUGCCGUGUCCUUGCUGCCCAACGUACAGGUAUCGGUCAGCCCCGUGACGUCGUCGUCUGUGACAAUCAACAUGAAGCGGCUCAACGCGCUGGUCGACCGCGAGGCCCGCAUGUACGCACCCAAGUUCCCCAAACCGCAGACGGAAGGGUUCUUUGCCAUUGUGGGUGACCUGGCGCGCGACGAGGUCUAUGCCAUCAAGCGGGUUGGUUGGAGCUCCGGCCCUGGUCGCAACGGUGGUGGUGCCGGCGACCGAGGCGGACGCGGGAGCCGUGGAGGUCGCGGUGGUGCCCCCGGUGGAUCGCAGCCUACAGCACGGGCAGUGGUGCAGCUGCCCGAGACGGUUGCCCAAACCGGCAAGGUGGACGUGCUCAUUGUGAGCGACGGCUAUGUGGGCCUCGAGUACCGCGUGCUGGGCGUAGAAGUGCCCAAGGCACCCGUUGUCGACGGCAUCGACAAAGAAAAGGGCCAGUAA